ACAGAAGAAAAUGUAAAAAAAAAAUCCAUGCAUAUUUAAAUGAAAACAGGUCUCAAAAAAGAAGUAGCUGUUUUAAUACUGUACCUUGGAUAUGGGUUUUAAAAAUCCCUGACCCCAAAUGGCUUGCAAAAUAUUGCCCAGAUUUCGCGGCAUCACAGAAUAGCUGGAAAGGAUAUUCAACAUGACCUGAUUCGGCCCCUUUUCUUUUCUGAUGGGGCUUCUCAUAUGCUGAAGCAGAGAGACACUCAGGGUCACACUGUGCAAGGUGACAACCAGGACCCAGGUCCCUUGACUGCUGGUUGAGUGCAGUCUGUCCUGACUGUGAACUGAAAGGACAGUACUCCCAUGCCACUUCCGGAAUUCUAGGGAUUGCCUUCUAAUCCAGGUUACAUGCAACAGGAAAACUUGUCACUGCUUUGUAGUCUUUAUAUUUUAAAAUGCUUAUCUGUAUGCAACAAUGUUGUCUGCAUCUUUCUUAAAAUGCUUGAGCAUUUUAUGAAAAUGUAAGAAUAAUCCGGACUCGGACAGGCAUACCUCUUUUUAUUGCGUUUUGCAGAUACUGGUAUUUUUACACAUUGGAGGUUUGUGGCCACUCUGUGUUGGGUAAUUCUGUCAGCACCAUUUUUCCAACAGCGCUCGCUCACUUUGUGUCUCGUUUUUGUAAUUCUCAUAAUAUUUCACACCUCUUUGUUAUUAUAUUUGUUAUGGUGAUCUGUGAACAGUGACCCUUGAUGUUACUAUUGUAAUUGUUUUGUGGCGCCAUGAAUUACACCCAUACAAGACGGUGAACUUGAUGGGUAAAUGUGUGUGUUCUGACUGCUCCACCUGCCAGCUGUUCCCCGGUCUCUGUCCCUUUGCUCAGGCCUCUCUAUUCCCUGAGACACAGCAGUAGUGAAAUCAGGCCAGUGAAUAACUCUACAAUGGCCUCUAGGUGUUCAAGUGAAAGGAAGAGUCGCACAUCUCUCACUUUAAAUCAAAAACUAGAAAUGAUUAAGCUUAGUGAGGAAGGCAUGUCCAAAGCAGAGAUAGGCCGAAAGCUAGGCCUCUUGCGCCAGACAGUUAGCCAAGUUGUGAAUGCAAAGGAAAAGUUCUUGACGGAAAUUAAAAAUGCCACUCCAGCCAAUACACGAGUGAUAAGAAAGCAGAACAGCCUGAUUGCUGACAUGGAGAAAGUGUUAGUGGUCUGGAUAGAAGAUCAGACCAGCCACAACGUUCCCUUAAGCCAGAGCCUCAUCCAGAGCAAGGCCCUGACUCUCUUCAACUCUCUGAAGGCUGAGAGAGGGGAGGAAGCUGCAGAAGAAAAGUUCGAAGCUAGUAGAGGUUGGUUUGUGAGAUUUAAGGAAAGGUGCUGUCUCUGUAAGUUCAAAGUGCCAGGCGAGGCAGCAGGUGCCAAGGUAGAAGCUGCAGCAAGUUACCCGGAAGGUCUGGCUAAGACGAUCCAUGAAGGUGGCUACACUAAACAACAGAUAUUCAACGUGGAUGAAACAGCCUUGUACUGGAAGAGGCUGCCAUCUAGGACUUUCAUAGCUGGAGAGGAGAAGUCAGGGCCUGGCUUCCGAGCUUCAAAGGACAGGUUGGCUCUCCUGUUAGGGGCUAAUGCAGCCGGUGACUGUAAGUUGAAGCCAAUGCUCAUUUAUUAUACUGAAAAUCCUACGGCCCUUAAGAACUACGCUAAAUCUACUCUGCCUGUGCUCUAUAAAUGGAACAACAAGGCCUGGAUGACAGCUCAUCUGUUUACAACAUGGUUUACCGAAUAUUUUAAGCCCACUGUUGAGACCUAUUGCUCAGAAAACAAGAUCCCUUUCAAAAUAUUACUGCUCGUUGACAACGCAGCUGUUCACCCGAGAGCUCUGAAGGAGAUGUACGAUGAGAUUGACGUCGUUUUCAUGCCUGCCGACACAGCGUCCGUUCUGCAGCCCAUGGCUCAAGGGGUCAUUUCAGUUUUCAAGUCUUACUAUUUAAGAAACACAUUUCGUAAGGCUAUAGCUGCUGUAGAUAGUGGCUCCUCUAAUGGGUCUGGGCAGAGUACACUGAGAACCUUCUGGAAAGGAUUCACCAUUCUAGAAGCCAUUAAGAACAUACGUGAUUCGUGGGAUGAGGUCAAAAUUUCCACAUUAACAGGAGUUUGGAAGAAGCUGAUUCCAAACCUCAUGGAGGACUCUGAGGAGCUGAAGCCUUGCGUGGAGGCAGUCGCUGCAGACGUGCUGGGCAUGGCGAGAGGACUAGAACUAGACGUAGGGCCUGAAGACGUGGCUGAAUGGCUGCGAACUCAUGAUGAAGCUCUAACAGCUGAGGACUGGCUUCUUAUGGAUGAGCAGAGAAAGUGGUCUCUUGAGAUGGAGUCUCCUAGCGACGAUGAGGGGAAGAUAGUGGGAAUGACAACGAGGGAUUUGGAACAUUACAUAAGCUUAGUUGAUGAAGCAGCAUCAGGGUUUGAGAGGAUGGACCCCAAUUUCGAACGAAGUUCUGCUGUGGGUAAAAUGCUAUCAAAUAGCAUUGCAUGCUACAGAAAAAUUAUUCAGGAAAGGAAGAAUCAGUCGGUGAGGCAAACUUCAUUGUUGUCUUAUUUUAAGAAGUCGCCACAGCCGCCACAGCCACCCCCGCCUUCGGCAACCACCACCCUGAUCAGUCAGCAGCUACUAACACCAAGGCAAGACCCUCCGCCAGCAAAGAGAUUGCGACUCCCCGAAGGCUCGGAUGAUGGUUAGCAUUCUUUAGCAAUAAAGUACUUUUUAAGGUACGUACAGUGUUUUGCUUACACUACGUACAGUGUUUUGCUUACACUUUAUUUACAUUGACAGAACCUAAGAAGGCAACACCCGACUCUUCCUGCCCCUGGAGACAGGAGCCGAAAACCUGGCCCCUGCGGGCCUCUCCCCACUCCUUUAAUGUGGGGGCCGCGGGGGGCGGGGGGCAGGCUGGCGGGAGAACCAGAGCAUGUAGGUGGUGCCUUUGCAGUGUUUAAAAUUCCAGACGGCUGGAAACUCACCAACUUAGGGCGGCAGUUCUUUCCUGGGCUGGGGUUCCCAGCGUGCCCCCCUUACAAAAAUUCUACGGUUUUGGUUAAGUAGUUCCUUGAACUAUAAUGCAGAAUAUCAAUUUUGGAACCCACCAUGGCUUCCGUUUCAUAUAUAUAUAUAUAU
Messenger RNA from Artibeus jamaicensis (Jamaican fruit-eating bat), 3143 nucleotides. It is a transcript of the gene TIGD1, whose product is annotated as tigger transposable element derived 1. The record is from RefSeq and is a predicted model, not a curated record. Gene Ontology annotation, cellular component: nucleus. NCBI's taxonomy places the organism in Eukaryota, Metazoa, Chordata, Mammalia, Chiroptera, Phyllostomidae. The coding region runs from base 921 to 2708 and encodes 595 amino acids. Gene Ontology annotation, molecular function: DNA binding. The transcript has a single exon.